This is a messenger RNA of Melitaea cinxia (Glanville fritillary), 1380 nucleotides long. RefSeq lists its product as uncharacterized. The transcript is spliced from 3 exons. The coding region runs from base 1 to 861 and encodes 286 amino acids. The record is from RefSeq and is a predicted model, not a curated record. Lineage: Eukaryota; Metazoa; Arthropoda; Insecta; Lepidoptera; Nymphalidae.
AUGGAAGCCACGAAAUUAAAAAAGAAAAAAAAUACGAUAAAUAAAGGGAAGCUUAAAAAAACUAUAAAAAAUGUUAUAUGUCGACCUGACCCUGUUUCGUGGUCAACAGUUACAGAAACUGAAGAAAAUUUAUUGAUUUCUGCCCUAAUCAAACAUCGUAUCAAUAUUCCCGAUUUAAAAAAGCCUCAUUGGAAUGAAUUGAAAUUAAUACCAAAACAUGAACGUCCAAAACCACAGCCAAUUGAAAAAGUUGAUGGGCUUUUAUUUGGAAUGGCUGUUUGUAGAAGUGCUAUAAUAAACAAUGAUUGUUCAGCGGUAAUAAUAGAGGCAUUAAUUGAACCAAAAAUUAUUGUACAAUCAAUUACUGAAGCAUGCAUAUCUUCCAAUAUACCAGUAAUUUGUUUAAACAAUUUAAAAAUAUUAACCAAAAACAAUUUUGGAAUACAAACAAGUUGUUUAGCUGUAAAAAAAGGAUGUUUAUCAGAAAUCAGUAAAAUUGUGAAAGAAAUAUAUGAAAAGCACAAACCACAAUUAAAGGAAUCGCCUAAUAAUAUCUCUGACAGUGUUAAUUUAGAAAACAAACAAUUAGAAAAAGAAGAUUCACAAAAAAUAACGAAUGUCAGUAAUGAACCGUCCAGGAAUCCCUAUCUAUUUAGAACUAGUAAAAAAACUAGAGUAUUUGUGCCAUCUAAUAAACCAGAAAGUGAAAAAAUUAAUAAAUUUGGUGGACAAAAUUUUAUCAAGUUACCUACUGAGCAAAAUGAAAGUAAAGUAGAUAGUAAGAAAUAUAUGAGAAUGAUAUUAAAGAAAAUAUCAAAUAAUCCAAAUAGAAAAAGAAAAGCUAAUGAAAUUAUAGAAUAGAUUUAUGUAUUUUAAAUAAUUUUUUUAUAAACUGUAUAUUUUAGUUUUCUUUUCUGUGCGAAAUUUAAUUAAAGUAUAUUGAUAACUAUACUAAUUUGUCUACAAUACAUAUACAGUGUUAAAUUCCUAACUGCAUUCCUUCAAAUGGGAGACCUGUAUGUGUAUAAUAGACUAAGUGUGUUGUAAAAAAAUAUUCCUAGACCAUUUAUAAAUUUGAAUGAAAUUGUUGUAUGCGACAGUUAGUAUUAAUAUUUUACUUUAUCAACAUUAUUUAGGGCUAAGAAAAACAGCAUUGGACGAUUAUGCAGAGAUACGUAGCCAGAGCUUGAACAUAUUAAGAAAAAUUUAAUUUUAAAAGAGCUAGGAAUUUUUUUUCAUAGGAAUGUGAUUUAUACUCCCAUUUUAAGGAACGCAGUUAGAAGUCGAACACCUAUAUAUUAUGUAAUUUAUUUGUUUUUAUUUUUUGACUUUAUUGACCAUAAAUUUGUAUUGUGCAUAAAGUAAUAGUUGUUCUGGCAA